Molecule: messenger RNA, 2624 nt
Organism: Onychomys torridus (southern grasshopper mouse)
Lineage: Eukaryota; Metazoa; Chordata; Mammalia; Rodentia; Cricetidae
Gene: Dpysl2
Product: dihydropyrimidinase like 2
Exons: 14
Coding region: 165-2186 (673 amino acids)
Cellular component (GO): cytosol; cytoplasm
Molecular function (GO): hydrolase activity, acting on carbon-nitrogen (but not peptide) bonds, in cyclic amides
Source: RefSeq, a predicted model, not a curated record
GUCGCCGGCUCGCCAGCCCUCCAUCCUUUCUGUGCACCUUGCGGUAGGCAGGGAGCGGCAGCCGCGGCGGCAGCUAGGGGCUAGUGCACACCCAGCCAGGGAGACUUAGGGAACCACAGAAAGACGGACGGACGGAGAAAAUCCUCCCCAGCGUCCCCCGAGCCAUGGCCGAGAGAAAGCAAUCUGGGAAGGCGGCAGAGGACGAAGAGGUCCCUGCCUUUUUUAAAAACCUGGGCUCGGGCAGUCCCAAGCCCCGGCAGAAAUUCUGCGGCAUGUUCUGCCCGGUGGAAGGGUCCUCGGAGAACAAGACCAUCGAUUUCGAUUCGCUUUCGGUGGGCCGGGGCUCAGGGCAGGUGGUGGCUCAGCAGCGAGAUGUCGCCCACUUGGGCCCGGACCCGCACCGGCAGAGCCGGCGUGCCAGCGGGGAGCCAUCUGUUGAAUCGGGCCGGAAGGUGGAGAUCCGGCGGGCCUCGGGCAAGGAAGCCCUGCAGAACAUCUACGAUCAGAGUGAUCGCCUUCUGAUCAAAGGUGGCAAGAUUGUGAAUGAUGACCAGUCCUUUUAUGCGGACAUAUAUAUGGAAGAUGGAUUGAUCAAGCAAAUAGGAGAAAACCUGAUUGUGCCAGGAGGAGUGAAGACCAUUGAAGCCCAUUCCAGAAUGGUGAUCCCAGGAGGCAUUGACGUGCACACCCGCUUCCAGAUGCCUGACCAGGGAAUGACGUCAGCUGAUGACUUCUUCCAGGGAACCAAGGCAGCCCUGGCUGGGGGAACCACCAUGAUCAUUGACCAUGUUGUUCCUGAGCCCGGGACAAGCCUCCUGGCUGCUUUUGAUCAAUGGAGGGAGUGGGCUGACAGCAAGUCCUGCUGUGACUAUUCUCUGCACGUGGACAUCACAGAGUGGCACAAGGGCAUCCAGGAGGAGAUGGAAGCUCUGGUGAAGGACCACGGUGUAAACUCCUUCCUCGUGUACAUGGCUUUCAAAGAUCGAUUCCAGCUGACGGACUCCCAGAUCUAUGAAGUGCUGAGCGUCAUCCGGGAUAUUGGUGCCAUAGCUCAAGUCCAUGCAGAGAAUGGUGACAUCAUUGCAGAGGAACAGCAGAGAAUCCUGGAUCUGGGCAUCACGGGCCCUGAGGGACACGUGCUGAGCCGACCAGAGGAGGUCGAGGCUGAAGCUGUUAACCGCUCCGUCACCAUUGCCAAUCAGACCAACUGCCCCCUGUAUGUCACUAAAGUGAUGAGCAAGAGCGCGGCUGACGUCAUCGCCCAGGCACGGAAGAAGGGAACCGUGGUGUAUGGCGAGCCCAUCACGGCCAGCUUGGGGACAGAUGGCUCUCAUUACUGGAGUAAGAACUGGGCCAAGGCGGCUGCAUUUGUCACCUCCCCCCCUUUGAGCCCCGACCCAACCACUCCAGACUUUCUCAACUCCUUGCUGUCCUGUGGAGAUCUCCAGGUCACGGGCAGCGCCCACUGUACCUUCAACACCGCUCAGAAGGCUGUGGGCAAGGACAACUUCACCCUGAUUCCUGAGGGCACCAAUGGCACAGAGGAGCGGAUGUCUGUUAUCUGGGAUAAAGCUGUGGUCACUGGGAAGAUGGAUGAGAACCAGUUUGUGGCUGUGACCAGCACCAACGCAGCCAAAGUCUUCAACCUUUACCCUCGGAAAGGUCGCAUCGCAGUGGGAUCUGACGCAGACUUGGUCAUCUGGGACCCUGACAGUGUGAAGACCAUCUCUGCCAAGACACACAACAGUGCUCUUGAGUACAACAUCUUUGAAGGCAUGGAGUGUCGUGGCUCCCCACUGGUUGUCAUCAGCCAGGGCAAGAUUGUCUUGGAGGAUGGCACGCUUCAUGUCACUGAAGGCUCAGGACGCUACAUCCCCCGGAAGCCUUUCCCUGACUUUGUGUACAAGCGCAUCAAGGCAAGGAGCAGGCUGGCCGAGCUGAGAGGGGUCCCCCGUGGCCUGUAUGAUGGACCCGUGUGCGAGGUGUCUGUGACACCCAAGACAGUCACUCCAGCCUCAUCAGCUAAGACAUCCCCUGCCAAGCAGCAGGCGCCACCGGUUCGGAACCUGCACCAGUCUGGAUUCAGCUUGUCUGGAGCUCAGAUCGACGACAACAUUCCCCGCCGCACCACCCAGCGCAUUGUGGCGCCCCCUGGUGGCCGUGCCAACAUCACCAGCCUGGGCUAAAGCCCCUAGGCCUGUAGGCCACAUGGGGAUGGGGGAUGGGACACCUGAGGACAUUCUGAGACUUCCUUCCAUUUUUUUUUUUUUUUUUUUUUUUUUUUUAAAGAGCCUGUGAUAGUUGCUGUGGGCAGCCAGUUCCUGGGGCUUCCUCUUGGGCUCCCCCCCACACUUGGUUUCCCCUUGGAGUUUCUGAAUUUGCUCACCCAAGUCCCUACACAGUUUGAAAACCACACCCAAGCCUAGCCACCCACCACCCCACACGGAGCUGCAUCUAACACGCAGACAUACGCCACCAAGCAGAUCCCAGCGAGGGUGCCCCAUCACACCCUCGGCUGCGCAGUCAGCGCCUUCCUGUCCCAGGGAAGAUAUAGUGAAUUGCCCUGAGCUGCCUUCUUUGCUUUUUAAAAAUUUUUAAAAAGGGGUUUUCUUUGUGGGGCUGGG